Pseudonaja textilis is the source of this 520-nucleotide messenger RNA. The record is from RefSeq and is a predicted model, not a curated record. NCBI's taxonomy places the organism in Eukaryota, Metazoa, Chordata, Lepidosauria, Squamata, Elapidae.
AGCCACGCUAAGGCUAAGCUUACUCCCUGGGAGAAUCUACUCAAGAGUCUCUACUCCGUUUAAGGUGAUUCAGGGGAAGCCAGUCUGCCCAACCCCUCCCCACCCUCUAACCUUAUGACCAGGCUGCUUCUCCACUUCCAACCAGGAGAACAUCGGGGGCUUGGACCCAGCGUGACCAAGGUGCGGAGCCUGAAGAUGGACAAGAAGGUCUGGACGGAGGAGCUGAUUGAGCUCUUCCUCCAGAUCGGCAACGCCGUGGCCAACCAGUUCUGGGCCGCCAACGUGCCCCCCAGCGAAACGAUCACCCCCAAGAGCUCCAGCCAGGAGCGGCGGCAUUUCCUGAUCGCCAAAUACCGGGAGGGCAAAUACCGGCGGUAUCACCCGCUCUUCGGCAACCAGGAGGAACUCAACAAGGUUGGUGGCUGGAGGAUCCGGAUUCAGGCGCUGGGAAACUGGCAUGUACUUAGGUCGGUUGCAAUGCCCCAGGAUUGUGGGAUCUCCUCUUUGGAAACCUUAGCCG